CCAAUGUCUCAUAUCUCAAGAAAGAGAAAGAGAGAGAGAAGCAAAAUGGGGAGGACGAGGAGAGAGAGAGAAAGGAGGAGGGCUACUCUAUGAGGAAAAGGAGGGGAGGGAAUAUUUAAUGGAUGUACAUCAAACUGCGUGGUUCUGCUGUGGUUGUAGUAUAGGACGGAAAGCAAGGGAAACCGGGGGAAGGGAGGUCAGGUGGGGAAGGAGGAGUGAGGACAGAGCAGCCAUGACUGACAGCACGCUGUCGCCACCUUGCCUUCAUGUCUUGGCCGUUGAUGACUGCCUCAUUGACCGGAAAAUUGUCGAGAAGAUCCUCAAAUCCGGCGGACUCUUCAAGGUCACUUCUGUUGAUAGCGCCAAGAAGGCCAUGGAAGUUCUUGGUUUGAAUGAGGAAGUCGACGGCCCAACUAAUACUAGUGAUAAUCAAAUCGAUAUCAUCCUCACCGACUACUGUAUGCCUGAAAUGACCGGCUACGAUCUUCUGAAGAUGGUUAAGGAACACAGUCGGCUGAAAUCAAUUCCUGUGGUUAUAAUGUCAUCUGAGAACGAGCCUCAGAGGAUUAAGAGGUGCCUGUCAGAAGGAGCUGAAGACUUCAUCCUCAAGCCUCUUCAACUAGCACAUGUCAACAAACUGAGAAGCUAUGCAAGACCUGCAACUUCAACAGCGAAGGCCACCAAGAAGAGAAAGCUACCCCCGGAUAUAUUACCUGAAAAUGAAACAGAGAGACGACCACGCCUUACAGGCGUAGCCGUUGCCUGAAGCACUUUGUCUUGGUCCUGCACCACCCUGCCUUCUCUCUAACUAAACACUAGGCUACCUCCAGUAUCCCUCAACUGCUUCCACUCUAUUUCUAUGGAAGAAGGGAUUUUGUUUUAGGCAUCAUUGGUUUCCUGUUGUGUGUAUUUAUCUCGGUGUAUGUGGAGUGUAAUAUUGGGGGAUUGAGCUUCCAUCUUUUUUAGCCUUUCUUUUCUUUUCUUUCCUUUUUUUUUCCUUUGUUCUCUGCGUACAUGUAAUUGUAUUUUGCAUUAUGAAAAUUAAUCACUGAGCUCUCUCCUGAUCA
Messenger RNA from Nymphaea colorata (pocket water lily), 1067 nucleotides. Its product is annotated as two-component response regulator ORR9-like. Lineage: Eukaryota; Viridiplantae; Streptophyta; Magnoliopsida; Nymphaeales; Nymphaeaceae. Gene Ontology annotation, biological process: cytokinin-activated signaling pathway; phosphorelay signal transduction system. The record is from RefSeq and is a predicted model, not a curated record. The transcript has 5 exons. Bases 119 to 766 code for a protein of 215 amino acids.